Messenger RNA from Cydia pomonella (codling moth), 1825 nucleotides. Its product is annotated as zinc finger protein OZF-like. Gene Ontology annotation, molecular function: RNA polymerase II transcription regulatory region sequence-specific DNA binding; DNA-binding transcription factor activity, RNA polymerase II-specific; zinc ion binding. Lineage: Eukaryota; Metazoa; Arthropoda; Insecta; Lepidoptera; Tortricidae. Gene Ontology annotation, cellular component: nucleus. The record is from RefSeq and is a predicted model, not a curated record. Bases 126 to 1529 code for a protein of 467 amino acids. Gene Ontology annotation, biological process: regulation of transcription by RNA polymerase II. The transcript has 9 exons.
GACUCGUGAUUGACGUUUGAUUCUGAUUACGAAAAUUCUUCUAAAAGAGAGUCGAAAUUUACUCUUGCUUCUUGCUCUAUUUGCAGACUAAUUAACUACCUGAAAUUGUGAAAAAAGUCAACAUUAUGAUUAUGUGCAGAACCUGUCUUAAAACUCCAGCCGAGAAGCAUAUUUCGGAUCUGGAAAAUGGCAUAAAAGAGUGUAACAAAAACUGCUUCGAAAUUAUGAUGUUUUGUUUAAAUAUCGAGGUUACCGAAGACUCCCAAAUAACAUCCAAUUUGUGUACCAACUGUUAUAGAAAAAUCAUAUCGUUUUACAAAUUUAAGGAUCUGUCUCUGAAAAAUGAUUUAUAUUUGAAGUCACUGGAUUCAGUUGUACAGUUGGAAGACCAGAAACUGUCUGUGUAUGUGGAUGAAAAUGGAAUUAAACAUGAGAAUUUACUAGACUCUGAUGAUUUUGGGCCAAUCCUACUAGGGGACUAUGAUACAGAAUUUAAAGUAGAAAUCAAUGUUAAGUGCAACAACUCUGAGGAAGACGGAGAAACAGAUUUUAAGGAUAACAACUCAUAUGAUGAUGAAGAAAAAGAUUUUAUAAGAGAUGAAAAUAUAUCACAUAAUGGGAAGGUAGAUGAAAACCACAAAAGUGUUGAACAAAAAGUUAAACUUAAAAACAUUGUAAAAGAUAUCAAAGAAAAUGCACUUAAAAAACUUGGCCGUCGCAAAAAAGAUAAAUCACAAAAGAAAGAAAAAUGGAAACCACAGCGGCAGGUGUGCGAGGAGUGUGGCAAGUCAUUCCUCAACCUCAAAGAACAUGCCCUUCAGCAUCAGCCCAAGGAAAAGCGUCAGAAGCUGGAGUGCAAGGCGUGUCCCAAGAGCUUUUUCAGUAUUGGGGGCAGAAGAAAGCAUUACCUGGUGACACAUUUAGGGUUCAAGGAAAAAUGUGACAUUUGUGGUAAAGAGGUAACCGGUUUGAAGCAUCACCAGAAAUUGGUCCACAACCCGAGCGCACUACCCUACGGCUGUGUGCAGUGCGAGCGCCGCUUCGUAGGCCAGUCUGCACUGGACGCACACAUGGUCACACAUACCAAGGACCUGCCGUUCGAGUGUGAUGUGUGUCAGAAGAGGUUCGGCUCUAAGAACUCAGUAUCAAGGCAUAUAAGUCAGGUCCACGAAAAAAUAAGAACGCAUCAAUGUCAGUUUUGUUCAAAAGCUUUCUUCAAGAUAGAACGCCUGAGAGCGCAUGUAAGAUCGCACACGAACGAGCGUCCCCACAAAUGCGAGGAGUGCGGCAAGGCGUUCUCAACGGCCCAUUACUUGAAGGAGCACGCGCUCAUCCAUGGCGCCAAACACUUCCAGUGCCAGCACUGCAGCAUGAGCUUCGCGAAGCGGGGGAACUUGGCGACCCACAUGGUGAAGCACACGAAGGAGAAGCGCUACCCGUGCGCGUUCUGCGGCGCGCGCUUCGGCCGCUCCGACCACCGCAACCGGCACCAGCUCACCGCGCACAAGAAACAGCGCGCAGCCGACUGACGACUUUAUUGCUAGGGAAUAAGGCUCGAAUUCACGCGGCGGUUUUAACACAGACAGUUAAAUUCAAUUAAAGAGGAACAUCUUGAAGCACAACGACAACAGUACAGAUCAUGAUCAACUGCACAGGAUUUUUCUCGCCGGGGAAAACCAAACAUCAUCAUCAUACCAACAUAAUAUGUACUUGUAUUACACUCGACUAACCGCAGAGGACAAACGUCUGAAUAUUUACGGAUAAUCGAUAAUCAUAUCUCAAAAAAACAUCUCCGAAAAAUCUAAGUAAAUGAGUCCGCCAACAA